Sardina pilchardus (European sardine) is the source of this 1423-nucleotide messenger RNA. RefSeq lists its product as uncharacterized. Gene Ontology annotation, molecular function: glycosyltransferase activity. Gene Ontology annotation, cellular component: cytoplasm. The record is from RefSeq and is a predicted model, not a curated record. NCBI's taxonomy places the organism in Eukaryota, Metazoa, Chordata, Actinopteri, Clupeiformes, Clupeidae. The transcript has a single exon. The coding region runs from base 32 to 1423 and encodes 463 amino acids.
UAGAUGCUGAAUCCCAGAGGAGUGAACCGAGAUGAUGCAGAGGAAGCUGGUGCUGCUGGUUGGCAUCACCAUGGUUACCCUCCUCAUGAUACUGAAGAGGGAGCACGUGAUACGCCUGGUGAACUUGAUGAGACCUUACUCCCCGUCUGUCCUGUUCGACUCAGAACUCACACUGCAACCAUGGCAACGGGCACCCACGGAGACCAUCACCCCCAUCCCAGGCUCCAAGCACCUCAUGGUGUCUGCGUUUAAGGACCACAGACGGGGCGGCGCUAUCCGGGUCAUCAGCAUCAUCUGCAGGCAGGAGCUGCAGCCGCUCUACUGCGUCCUGUGUGCCAACGAUGAUGCUAACGCUAACGUUGAUGGUAGUGCUAGCACUGAUGCUAAUGCUAGGCCAAAUGCUAAGGCUAAUGGGGCUCUGGGUCAGUGCACAACCUCACAGGCAAAAGUUGAUGUACACAGUGAUAACUUUGGCUUUCCUUUUCACACUUCAGACGUGUUUUGUACUACUACAACAUCACAGCAAGCUUCAUAUGUCAGUAUAACAACUGACCCAAACAAAAGUGGCAAUUUGACAUAUUUAUCAGUCCAAAACCAGGAGGUCAAACAAUCUUUUAGUUACAAUUUUACUGUAUGCAUAUCCAAUCUUUUUGGGAAGUACAAUAACGCCCUCCAAUUUGCACAGACCAUGGAGGUGUACAAGCUGAUUGGGGUUCAGAGGGUUGUCAUCUACAACACCAGCUGUGGCCCAGAUGUUGAUAAAGUCGUCACGUAUUACAGGAGAGAGGGUAUGCUGGAAGUUGUGCCUUGGCCAAUAGAUAAGUUCCUAACGCCCUCUACUGGGUGGAAGUAUGACUUGCACCAUGGUGACAUUCAUUAUUAUGGACAACUGACCACUCUGAAUGAAUGUAUUUACAGAUAUAUGUACCAGUCAAAGUACCUCCUGCUGAAUGACAUUGAUGAGAUCAUUAUGCCUUACAAACAUGGUAAACUUGACAAGCUAAUGGAUACAUUGCAGCAGCAACAUCCCGAUGCAGGCGUCUUCAGCAUCGAGAACCACAUCUUCCCCAAAACGCAGUUUGAUGACAGUGGGCGAUUUCGUCUGCCUCAGUGGAGGGACGUGCCUGGUGUGAACAUCCUGGAGCACAUCUACCGAGAGCCAGACAGGAAGGGCGCGUUCAACCCCACCAAGCUGCUGAUUGACCCCCGGAGAGUGGAGCAGACCUCGGUCCACAGCACACUGAAGCAGUUUGGACCUGUUGUCGCUGUCCCGUUCGAUGUCUGCCGCAUCAUCCACGUCAGGGUCCCCCUACAAGGACACCUCUCCAAAGACCAGCUGCUCGUGGACAAGAAACUCUGGGAGUUUGAGAAGCAUUUGAUUCCCAGCAUUGAUCACGCAUUGAAUCAAUCAGGUCUGCUCUGA